AGAAGUAUAGCCAAAUUUAUUCUCUUUCCCUCCAAGUCGUAAACAGCUAUGCCUUCAAACUUCUGAUUAAUUUUCCCAACGGCUUACUGCUAAAGAUACCACUUUGAAGAUUGACUCCUCAGGAACCCUAACUGCCCUCCAUUAAUUUUUACUUUGAUUUCUCUUCACUCUGCUCUCCUCUCCCUUCCAUUUUUUAGUUCUUAUAGCCGUUGGAGCUCCCCGCUCUCUCUCUCUCUCUCUCUCUCUCUCUCUCUCUAUGCUGUUUGGCCAAAAAUGAACACGAAACCCACUACAGAACUGCCUUCUACUCCAGUUGUUUCUUGUUCUUUGAAGCGAAAGAGACCACCCAAGAUUGAGAUCCCAAAUGUGUUGCAAGAAAUCCAGGCUGAUAAGCUCAAGUACAAAGACCUCACCCCAAGAAAUGAUCCCAUUUGUUUCAGUGGGAUUGGUGUUGGUGUCUCUGCUAUUAAAGGCAAUAAAAAGUUCAUGGAAGAUACCCACAAGAUCGUUUCUUCCUUAAAUGACACCUCAAACAAAGGGUUUUUUGGCGUUUAUGAUGGGCAUGGAGGGAAAAAGGCUGCGGAGUUUGUUGCAGAGAAUUUGCACACUAACAUUCUUGAAAUGAUGGUGAAUGGUAUAGGAAAUGUAUCGAAGGAGGAAGCUGUUAAAGCUGGAUACUUGAAAACAGACCAAGAGUUCUUGAAACAGGGUGUAGUCAGUGGUGCCUGCUGUGUCACAGCCUUGAUUGAAGGGCAGGAGGUUGUUGUCUCAAACUUGGGAGAUUGCAGGGCUGUUCUUUGUAGAGGAGGAAUGGCUGAAGCACUUACGAAAGAUCAUAGAGCAGAACAGGAGGAUGAACGAAAAAGAAUUGAGAAUAAGGGAGGAUACGUUGAGAUCCAUCGAGGUGCUUGGAGAGUUCAUGGCGUACUUUCUGUUUCUAGAAGCAUUGGAGAUGCUCACCUGAAGGACUGGGUGCUGGCUGAGCCUGAUACAAUGAUCUUACAGUUGACCUCAGACAUGGAAUUUCUAGUUUUAGCUUCUGAUGGACUAUGGGAAGAGGUUGGGAACCAAGAAGCUGUUGAUACAGUGAUUUCAUUGUGUAAGCCUGAGAAGAAAUUGGGAUCCACAGGAGAUAUCCAAAAAGAUGAUGAUGUUUAUUUUGGUUGUGUAAAUGUAAGUCCUUCAUCAAAGUUGCGAAGGGUUUCCCUGGUAAAGCAUCAAAAGGAAUCAAAACAGUCACCAACAAACAAGCAGACAGUUGGUACCUUGAAAGACAUUCAAGAUGACUUCAAAUGUGAAAAUGAAAGUCCUCCAUCAAAGUCAAGAAGAAUUUCAUUGUUCAAGCGAAUAAACACCAAGAUUGAUUCACCUAAUAAAGAAAACGGUGUCCAUAAGAGGGGACCUGCCUCUAUGGGGGGGCUUGUUGCUGCUUGUAAAGAGCUAGUCAACCUUGCUGUGAAAAGAGGUAGUCUAGAUGACAUCACUGUGAUGGUAAUUGAUUUAAAUCACUUCAAAUGUAUCCCUGCUUGCUUCUCAUCUAGCGAGAAGCAAACCAAUGAACCAGCUGCAACCUUAACCAGGCCAGGCCAGAGUGUAUCUAUGUCAGUAUAUCGGACAAAAUUAGGAGGUCACUGCCGUUUGAUCACCAUCACAUGGUGCAAGAACCUGUUACUACAUGGCCUCUCUCUUUCUGUUCAAUCAACAAAUGGAAACAACGAGCAUUAUUACCAGUGCAAGAUCGAAUUGAAGCCAUGGUAUUUCUGGAGAAAACAAGGCUCCAAGCAAUUUGUAGUGGAAGGUAAGACUACUGUUGAUGUGGUCUGGGACCUUAAGGCUGCAAAAUUCAAUGGCGAGACAGAGCCACAAUCAGGCUACUAUGUUGCUAUUGUCUUUGAAGGGCAAGUGGUUUUACUUGUUGGUGAUCUAAGGAAGGAUGCAUAUCAAAAGACACGAUGCAGGCCUGCUCUUAUUGAACCAAUUUUGGUGUCCAGAAAGGAACAUGUGUUUGGGAAGAAGAAAUUCACAACAAGAAUUAAAUUUCAUGAGAAAGAUCUCAAAUUCCAUGAGAUUUCAGUUGAAAGCAACAACAAUAGUAGCCGCAGCAACGACAGUAGCAUUUGUGGGUUUGAUCUUGAACUAGAGAUAAAGAUAGAUGGGCAGCUAGCCAUUCAAGUUAAGCACCUGCAGUGGAAGUUCAGGGGCAAUGAAUCCAUCCAGGUGAGUAAAAGUAUAGUAGUAGAGGUUUAUUGGGAUGUACAUGACUGGCUCUUUGGUUCUGGUCCAAGGCAUGGUCUGUUCAUAUUUAAACCAGUUUCAUCAUCAUCAUCAUCAUCAUUGUCUUCUUCUUCUUCAACUCCAUCAUCAACCUCAAUGCCAUUGUUGACCAUUCAAGAAGUUUCUUGUGGGCCAUUAGAGGAUGAUAAUGCAGGUGGAUCAUCCAGUUUUUGCUUGUUUUUGUACACUUGGAAGGUAGAAUAAUUGGCGCAUUCAAGUUAUUGAUUAUCAACCUCCAGAAUCAUAUCCUAGGCAUUAAAGAGGGAUGUAUGGUG
Molecule: messenger RNA, 2549 nt
Organism: Hevea brasiliensis (rubber tree)
Lineage: Eukaryota; Viridiplantae; Streptophyta; Magnoliopsida; Malpighiales; Euphorbiaceae
Exons: 6
Coding region: 274-2478 (734 amino acids)
Molecular function (GO): cation binding
Source: RefSeq, a predicted model, not a curated record